CGUCUCCUUGAGUGGUAGCCUGUCUCGUUGACGUCGUGCGUGGGGUUUGUGACCAUCUGGUGACCAUCCGUGUAGUGUGUGGACGUGUGGUGCGGUGCGGGACGCGGGUGUGCGAGUGUACAGCAAGAAGCCAAGGCAAAGUGCGUGUACGAAAACACUCGACAAAUCCAAUAAACACAUCAAAACUGUAUAUUAAAAGCCCAUCAACCUCAUCGAGGCGUUAUCCUGCAAGUGUGCGCGAACGUGUGUAUUUUCCAUCAAUAAGUACACGCAGCUAAUCCGUUGAAGGCGCAUCGUCGUGUGUCGUCCUUAAACAUAUACCCAUUCAUCAAUCGUCCAUCGUCGCUUCCCAGGACGCGCUCUCUAUCUCUUACGCAUCGUCUCCACGAGGAUCUAUACUUUAUCAUCGAAAGCCAAGACCUGGUGCUCACCCACAUACACACGCGCACGCUCAAGGGGAGACACAUACAUAGAUACAUAUAGAGUCUUAGGGACUGUACGACAACGACGCGCAUCAUCCACGAGCAGCCAACCAACGGCGGACCGGUCCGAUGUCUGAAACCGACAAACUCAACAUCGACACCAUUAUAGCGCGGCUCUUGGAAGUCCGAGGAGCGCGACCAGGCAAAAAUGUUCAGCUGACAGAGACAGAAAUUCGAGGCUUAUGCCUCAAGUCCCGUGAAAUUUUUCUAUCACAGCCCAUCCUUUUGGAGCUUGAGGCACCCCUGAAGAUAUGCGGUGACAUUCAUGGACAAUAUUACGAUCUGCUGCGGCUGUUCGAGUACGGUGGAUUCCCGCCAGAGAGCAAUUACCUCUUUCUGGGCGAUUACGUCGACAGAGGAAAGCAGUCGUUAGAGACGAUUUGUCUCCUUCUCGCUUACAAGAUCAAGUACCCGGAGAAUUUCUUCCUGCUCAGAGGAAAUCACGAGUGCGCCUCCAUCAACAGGAUAUAUGGAUUUUAUGAUGAAUGCAAGCGCCGCUACAACAUAAAGCUGUGGAAAACUUUCACAGACUGCUUCAACUGCCUACCAGUAGCGGCGAUCGUCGACGAAAAGAUUUUCUGCUGCCACGGUGGCUUGAGUCCCGAUCUCCAGAGUAUGGAACAGAUCAGGCGUAUCAUGCGGCCCACCGACGUGCCCGAUCAAGGCCUGCUUUGCGAUCUCCUUUGGUCCGAUCCAGACAAGGACACGAUGGGUUGGGGCGAGAACGACCGCGGUGUCUCGUUCACAUUUGGCGCCGAGGUCGUCGCUAAAUUCCUUCACAAGCAUGAUUUCGACCUCAUUUGUCGUGCGCAUCAGGUGGUCGAAGACGGCUACGAGUUCUUCGCGAAACGACAGCUCGUGACGUUGUUCUCGGCGCCAAACUACUGCGGCGAGUUUGACAACGCGGGUGCCAUGAUGUCUGUGGACGAGACGCUAAUGUGCAGCUUCCAGAUCCUGAAACCGGCCGAUAAGAGGAAAUUCACGUACGGCGGCCUCAACGCUGGCCGACCGGUCACGCCGCCGCGUGGCGCCAACAACAAAAACAAAAAGAAGUGAAACGCCCGCGCGACCACCGCACGAACGCGAUACUUGGGCUGUUAAGCCCUCUCUACUACUACUACUCUCUCUCUCUCUCUCCUCCAAGAACUACGACCCUGCAUGUCCUCUGUCACCCACCACCACCACCCACCAACGACACAACCAGCAUCUCCUUUACGACUCUUGGAUCCUUGUAAGAAAGAGUAAUUGAAACUACUGCUACUGGUACAUUCAUUAAAAUUUAAUAAAGAAAAAACAUUGAAACCAAGAAAAAAAA
Messenger RNA from Copidosoma floridanum, 1797 nucleotides. Its product is annotated as serine/threonine-protein phosphatase PP1-gamma catalytic subunit B. The record is from RefSeq and is a predicted model, not a curated record. Gene Ontology annotation, cellular component: nucleus; cytoplasm. Gene Ontology annotation, molecular function: protein serine/threonine phosphatase activity. Lineage: Eukaryota; Metazoa; Arthropoda; Insecta; Hymenoptera; Encyrtidae.